Molecule: messenger RNA, 1139 nt
Organism: Temnothorax curvispinosus
Lineage: Eukaryota; Metazoa; Arthropoda; Insecta; Hymenoptera; Formicidae
Exons: 6
Coding region: 259-1050 (263 amino acids)
Source: RefSeq, a predicted model, not a curated record
ACAAAAUUUUAUUACAUAUUUUUGAUACAUUUUUCUAUUAUUACCUUUUUUAUAUGAAUCAUUCUUUGGCUGCUUGUAUCAUUAAUAUAACUAUCUUGUAUAAUAUGUUAUAAAAAAGUAAAAUUGUAAAAUAUUAUAGUAUUGUAAAAUAUAUUAUAUAUCUGAUACGUGAACACCGGCAUAUGAGCAUUGCGAGCCAUGUAUAUACAUACACGUGUUGUCUCCAUGGUAAUCACAAGUUAGUUGAAGUGUGUAAAAAUGGAGAUUGAUCCGAAAUUCACGUUCGUGCCGCUGAAUGAGAAAAUCUACGUCGGGAUUAACGAUAAAAAUACACAGGAGUAUCUGUGUAAAUGGGGCUUAAAAGGGAACUUUGUCAUCCAGAAUUUUUCGUUUAACGAGCCGUUUCAGCAGUAUCAUAAAUAUCAGUUAGCUGAUGCGUUUUUUAAAGAUGAUACCGUCGCAAAAGCACUGUUGUCCAAACAAGGCUGUGCUUGGGUAAAACAAGGUAUACGAGCGUCAAAUGUGCAAGUAAAACAAGUGCCGUGUUCAGUCCUAAGUAUGUCAUUCUUUAACAAACUGAAGGAUCCAGAUAAUGGGAUUGUGCAUAAUUCCGGAAUAAUAUGUAAAAGAUAUGACUUACAAGUAGAAGAUUUUCUAGUGUCUGAUAAUCUACGUGGUAUGCUUUUGGAUGAGGAGUCAGAAGAAUACAGUCUGUAUUCGGAAGAUGAAAGACUUGAAUUUGCGUUCCGAAUCUUUCAAAUGCUCGUUCUCGGCGGAACAUUAUGUCAAUUUGAGGAUGUAUUACAGCCGUAUCUGGAUGUAACUAAAAAUAUCUAUAAGGAUCUCAUAAGAGUGCAGAAACAGAAUACUUCGAAUGAUUUGUUCGUGAGCACGUUGGUGUUAGAAAUAGUUGCUAAGAAUGGCAAAGGCCAAGAUUACUUCCCAUCUGAUUCAAGCAACAGGCAAAAUAUUGCAUUCCUAUUGAUAGAUGCUAAUUCUCGCGAAAUUACGACUUUCAUACAUCAAUAUGGUGGGUAUUUUGCAGAUUGAAUCUGAUUUCACUACAAUACGUACUUGUUCUCUUAUAGAUAUCAUCCUAAUUAAUAAUCGCUCUUCUCGUAUAUAUUUUCUUAGGUAUA